Stegostoma tigrinum is the source of this 2247-nucleotide messenger RNA. RefSeq names its product histone H1-like. Gene Ontology annotation, biological process: nucleosome assembly. Gene Ontology annotation, molecular function: structural constituent of chromatin; DNA binding. Bases 1 to 720 code for a protein of 239 amino acids. Lineage: Eukaryota; Metazoa; Chordata; Chondrichthyes; Orectolobiformes; Stegostomatidae. Gene Ontology annotation, cellular component: nucleosome. The record is from RefSeq and is a predicted model, not a curated record. The transcript is spliced from 2 exons.
AUGAGCGACAGUGCAGCUGCCGAAACGGCUCCUCCAGCCUCCGCCAGCACCAAACCCAAGGCUCCCAAGAAGAAGAAGGCGGCGGCCCCCAGGAAAAAACCAGCCGGUCCCGGGUUGGGCGAGCGGAUUGUGAAGAUUGUCGGGGAGAACAGCGAUCGGAAGGGGACGUCUCUGGCCGCUAUAAAGAAGGCGCUGCAGAGAAGCGGGGUCAAUGUGGAGAAGCAGAAUGCACAGAUCAGGAUGGCUACCAAGAGGUGCCUGGCGAAAGGCUCCCUGGUUCUGGUGAAGGGCCAGGGCGUCUCCGGCUCCUUCAAACUCCCAAAGAAUCAGGUCAAGGCAAAAGUGGGAAAGAAGGCGAGACCCGCAGCAGCCGCCAAGAAAGCAGCUGUGAAGAAAACAACGGCCAAGAAGGUGGCAGCGAAGAAAUCCCCAGCCAAGAAAGCAACAGGAAAGAAAGCGGCCGCCAAGAAGGCAGCAACGCCAAAGAAAGCGGCGAAGAAAGCAGCGCCUCAGAAAAAGACUCCCGUGAAGAAGGUGAAAAAGACCAAGAGCCCCAAGGCCGCAAAACCGGCCCCGAAAUCGGCAAAAUACUUGAAGAAACCAGUUGAUGCAAUAUUUCCUCGGUACAAAGCCGAGUGUGUGCAGUUGCUUCCAACUAACAGCAGGCACGUUCCUGUGAUCAAAAUGGAGAAUAUCUUUCCCAUAGUCAGAGCGGAUUGAAUCAGACUUACAUUGAGGUCAAUUUCCAGAGACUUGACCAAGGAAACAACCACCCAAUCCCAACUGAGAAAAGGCAAGUUUCUCUUUGUAAUGUUUCAAUUGCCAAUUGACAUCCCGCUAGUUCCAAUUAACAUCAUUCAUAGUCCAUCAACAUUCACAUCUUUGAAAUGUUAACGGGUGACUCUUUGUUGAAAGUACUCAAACAGGAACUGUAUCCAGUUUACAUUUAGGAAAUGUACUUUGCCUCAAACUGGACAGAGAGAGACUCCUCCUACCACCCCCUUGAUCAUGACCCUGCCCUGAUCACCAAAACAUCAUCUCCCAGACCAUCCACAACCUCAACCCCUCAGGUAACCUCCUGCCAACAGCCUUCAGCCUCAUCUUUCCCCAACGCCAUGUUAACUGUUUCUGCCUCAUUCCCAAAAUCCACAAACCCGACUGCCCCUGUUGACCCAUUGCCUCUGCAUGACCCUGCCCCAUCAAACUUAUCUCCAAUUAUCUCAACUCCCUUUUCUACACCCACCCACCCCACUCCCCAAGGCCAGGAACUCCCACCGAUGUCUGUGACACCACCCACAUCUUCUCCUUCAACCCCCCCCCCCCCAACUCCCUACAGUCAAAGUGGGUGACCAUGGGUACCCGCAUGGACCCAAGCUAUUCCUGUCUCUUUGUAGGAUACAUGGACCAGCCUAUCUUUUACAGCUACACUGGCGCCACCCCACUUCCACCAUUAUAUCGAUGACUGACUGCAUCGAUGCUGCCUUCUGCUCCCACACGGAGCUCAAACAGUUCAUCCACUCUACUAACACCUUCCACCCCGAACCUCAAGUUCACCUGGGCCAUCUCCAACACAUCCCUCACCUUCCUGGACCCCUCAGGUAACCAGCGAGAAACUGAUGUUCAUUUCAAGCCCACCGACUCCUACAGCUACCUAGAACACACCUCCUCCCACCCACCCUCCUGCAAAAAUUUCAUCCCCUACUCCCAUUUCCUCUGCCUCUGCCGCAUCUGCUCCCAGGAUAAGGCAUUCCACUCCCGCACGUCCCAGAUGUCCAAGUUCUUCAAGGACCGAAACUUCCCCCACAGUGGUUGAGAAUGCCCUUGACCGCGUCUCCUCCAUUUCCUGCAACACAUCCCUCACACCCUGCCCCCACCACAACCGCCUCAAGAGGAUCCCCCUCGUUGUCUCACACCACCCUCCUAGCUCCGGACACAACGUAUCAUCCUCCAACACUUCCACCACCUACAAUCCGACCCCACCACCCAAGACCUUUCUCCAUCCCCACCCUUCUCUGCCUUCCGGAGAGACCAUUGUCUCCAUGACUCCCUUGUUCGCUCCACACUCCCCUCCAACCCCACCACACCUGGCACCUUGCCCUGCAACCGCAGGAAGUGCCACACUUGCCCACACACCUCCCUCACCCCGAUCCCAGGCCCCAAGAUGACCUUCCAUAUUAAGCAGAUGUUCACCUGCACAUCUGCCAAUGUGGUAUACUGUAUGCAUUGUACCCAGUGUAGCUUCCUGUA